AUGGCUGAGGAUGGGAUGGGGAGGCGGAGGACAGCAGCGCUGCCAGCCAUGUACCUUCCCGCUGCCUGGCCUGGUCCUGCUGCCACCGACAUCCAUCUGAUUACGGUGGCUGCUGCUGCACACAGCUUGUCCCACCAUGCUGCUCCAAUCUGUCGUGCUGCUCCAAUCCACCUCCAUCUGCGCCACCUUACCCAUGCAAGCUGGCUGCCACUGCUUUCACGCAGAUCAGCCAACAGCCAGGGGCAUAUUGCUGCACUCUAUCAUGCAAGAUCUCAGCUGGGCCAGAAGUCUCGCGAGAUGUCCUGGGCUGGGAAAGAUGGCCAGCCUGCUAGGGAAGAGGCCUACUGGUGUAACCGCAUGCCAGGGACCCCCAGUAUCCUGGAUAUUUUCCUCUUCUAUCCAAGUGAUUCUGUGCAGGAGAGUGAGGAUAAGAGAGAACAUCCUAGCACAUCACAAGGAGGAGCAAAGGGCGGAGUGCUGAAAGAGGUCUUGAGCAAUCCGGAGAGAUCCAGAAGGAAGGAGGGAAAAUAUACAAAAGAGAAGGACAAAUCCAUUUCAACUCAGAGCGGGGUCCACCUUGAACAAGAAGAACAAACAGGAAAUGGGGACAGAAAGCACCUGUAUGCUCACUUGAGAAUCCAAACGGCAGAGAAACCCAGUCAAAGCUCAGACUCUGUGAAAAGAGACUGUCUGAGCCAACCAACUGUAAAAGGUCCAGUGCUUGACACAGAGGGAGAAAGUCAUACUGGUUUGGAGUGUACAAUGAGCUUCACACUGAGAUCACAACUUAGAACACACCAUCAACAAAUUCAUUCUGAGGAACUGCAUAUGUGUACACAAUGUGGAAACAGCUUCCACAAAAAAGAUCUCAAAGCACAUCAAAGGUGCCAUAGAAGGUGGAAACCCUUUAAAUGCCCCUGGUGUGAAAAAAGCUAUGGGCAUAGCACAAACCUUACCAGACAUGAAAGAGUUCAUACAGGGGAGAAACCCUAUGAAUGUGCAGAAUGUGGAAAGGGCUGCAUUGAUAACUCACAUCUUAUUACACACCAACGAAUUCACACAGGAGAGAAACCUUAUACAUGUAAAGUAUGUGGAAAGAGCUUUUCAUAUAGUUCAUCCCAUAUUAUGCAUGAAAGAAUUCACACGGGAGAAAAACCCUUUCAAUGCUCAACGUGUGCAAAAUGCUUCAAAACGAAAUCAGACCUUUCCAAACAUGAAAGAAUCCACACAGGGGAGAAACCCUAUACAUGUAAAGAAUGUGGAAAUAGCUUUUCACAUUGUUCAUCCCUUAUUAGGCAUGAAAGAAUUCACACAGGAGAGAAACCCUAUACAUGUAAAGAAUGUGGAAGGAGCUUUUCUAAGAGGGCAACCCUUAUUACUCAUGAAAGAAUUCACACAGGGGAGAAACCUUAUAAAUGUUCUAUGUGCAGUGAAACAUUCCCUUACAGUUAUCAGCUUGCGAGACAUCAAAGAACUCAUGCACGGGAGACUACCUAG
Messenger RNA from Elgaria multicarinata webbii, 1497 nucleotides. RefSeq names its product zinc finger protein 883-like. NCBI's taxonomy places the organism in Eukaryota, Metazoa, Chordata, Lepidosauria, Squamata, Anguidae. The transcript has 3 exons. Gene Ontology annotation, biological process: regulation of transcription by RNA polymerase II. Gene Ontology annotation, molecular function: DNA-binding transcription factor activity, RNA polymerase II-specific; RNA polymerase II cis-regulatory region sequence-specific DNA binding. The record is from RefSeq and is a predicted model, not a curated record. The coding region runs from base 1 to 1497 and encodes 498 amino acids.